GUAGAAGUUACAGUGGAUUAAUUGCUGGUUGUUAGAGAGUACUACAUGUACAAGGAACAUAUAAAAACAGGGUUUAAGUUGUUGUUUGCACAGAAUCAGUGAAUAGUCUUCUGCACAACCUACCCUGGAGAGAAUCGUCUGGCAUUUCAUCUCGUAAUUUAUUUCCCAGUUAAGAGUCAAGAUGAAGUGGGCUUUCAAAGAAGAACACUCCCUCGAAUCCCGGUCAGCCGAAUCUGCGAAAAUCCGAAACAAAUACCCAGACCGUGUAUCAGUUAUAGUGGAGAAAGCACCAAAGUCCAAAAUUCAAGACAUCGACAAGAGACAGUUCUUGGUGCCAUCGGACCUGACUGUGGCACAGUUUAUGUACAUCAUUAGAAAGAGGAUUCAACUCCCUCCUGAGAAAGCAAUGUUCUUGUUUGUCAAUAAAGUACUCCCAGCAACAAGUGCCACGAUGGGAGCAAUAUAUGAGGAACAUAAAGAUGAAGAUGGAUUUCUAUACAUAGCCUACAGUGGAGAUAAUACCUUUGGUGCUUUUUGAUAUCUGAACAACAUCAAGGAUGGUAUUCUUAUAAUUAAUCUUCAGACUAAACCACAGUUUAAGUCUAGUUCUAUGGUAUACCAGGUAUCAUCUUUCUUUUGAUCAACAUUAAUGAAUGUAAUAAUACUGGUAUA
This is a messenger RNA of Lytechinus variegatus (green sea urchin), 672 nucleotides long. RefSeq names its product gamma-aminobutyric acid receptor-associated protein-like 2. Gene Ontology annotation, molecular function: ubiquitin protein ligase binding. Gene Ontology annotation, cellular component: autophagosome; cytosol; autophagosome membrane. The transcript is spliced from 3 exons. Lineage: Eukaryota; Metazoa; Echinodermata; Echinoidea; Temnopleuroida; Toxopneustidae. Bases 182 to 538 code for a protein of 118 amino acids. Gene Ontology annotation, biological process: cellular response to nitrogen starvation; autophagy of mitochondrion; autophagosome assembly. The record is from RefSeq and is a predicted model, not a curated record.